AUGGAAGAAAUAACAGAAGAAAUGGAAGAGCUUCUGCCAGAGAUGAGCCAAGCGUUCAAAAUCAUGGCAAUGGGCCUCGAAAUAACAGAGGGACUCGAAGUGGAAACGAUUUCAAUCGCAGAAACAACACUAGAAGUUCAGUUCCUCGACGUCCCCAAACAGCAAGCAGUGCUAGACGAAAUCCCAAUGCUACUGGCUGGGAAAGCCAAGAAUGGCCUGUGA
Molecule: messenger RNA, 222 nt
Organism: Strongylus vulgaris
Lineage: Eukaryota; Metazoa; Nematoda; Chromadorea; Rhabditida; Strongylidae
Source: the annotation of a GenBank genome assembly